Peniophora sp. CBMAI 1063 is the source of this 858-nucleotide messenger RNA. Lineage: Eukaryota; Fungi; Basidiomycota; Agaricomycetes; Russulales; Peniophoraceae. The record is from the annotation of a GenBank genome assembly.
AUGCCUCCAACUACACGCGCUUCCUCCCGUGCACCAACCACUCCCGAAAUUGCCGUCAGUAAAACAUCAUUCGCCAGCCCCGGCAGGAGAAAACCCCACUGUCAAACGUGCAAGAAACCUCGCAAAGGCCAUCCGAGGCAGGGUUGCCCGGAACGACCGACCGCGGACGUUACAACACCGGACUUCAGUCUUGCAGAUGCUCUCAACUCUCUGCACCUCGACUCCGAGGCGGAGCACAUGGUCGCUUCGGCCGCACAUCCUUCCCCGUCCACGUCAGUAGGCAAGAACCCCUUCCUGAAGGCGGAAUCCCGACGAAGACAAGAGCAUGCAAUGGCUGUAGCUGCUCUCGACCCUCCAAGUUCUGCCAUGGCCGAACAAUCCAAUUCCCCGCCUAGUCAGCGUGCUGAACUUGUGGUCCUCAAGCGCCACGAGGAGACCUCGAAAUCGCCCACAAAGCCGACGGAUUCCGCGCAUCGCCCUAUCGCCCUUUCGUCGCGUACUCCCGUGCGCUCCGCUAGUAUCAAUGCACGCGAGGACUUUCUAGACGAUCUCAGUCAUGUUACCAGGCGUGUGCCAGUAUCGGUAUACGUUGUGCCUGCUGGCCAUGCCGCGCAGUUGCAACCAUUCGCGAACAAGAUCGGUUUCUAUACGGCGACAGUCAUGCCGGAGGACGAUUCGCGGAGAGAUGAGGCAUUGUUAGUCAUUGGUACAGAGAACGCGGCGGUUGAAGACGUGUGCGGGAGACUAGCAUCGGAGGCUACCGCUGCCACUAGUCACGGUGGAAGCUAUCGUCUCGCGCAGGUUGCUGGAGGCGCAGUGGUUGGAGCGGCGGCCCUAUUUGCGGGAUUAAGUUUGUAA